Molecule: messenger RNA, 1473 nt
Organism: Habropoda laboriosa
Lineage: Eukaryota; Metazoa; Arthropoda; Insecta; Hymenoptera; Apidae
Gene: Spt-I
Product: serine palmitoyltransferase 1
Exons: 2
Coding region: 31-1437 (468 amino acids)
Biological process (GO): ceramide biosynthetic process; sphingosine biosynthetic process
Cellular component (GO): endoplasmic reticulum
Molecular function (GO): pyridoxal phosphate binding; serine C-palmitoyltransferase activity
Source: RefSeq, a predicted model, not a curated record
GCAUACAUAGAAUACUGUACAAAUAAAAACAUGAACACAAAAUUCAUAUUUUUUGAAUCAAUGGAAAUUUUAAGUACAAUACCCCAGUACCAUACAUUGCUAGCAACAUUCGUAAUUCUUUGGCUCAUAUGGUUUAUUAGUAAAAGAUAUUACAGUAAUAAUGGGAGAAUACCAACUGAAGAUGAAAUUGAAAAGAAACUUGCAGAAUGGAAACCUGAACCCCUUAUAAAUAAUCCACAAAUAGAUCAUUCAUCUUUAAAACCAAGAUGUGUAACAUCUAGAGCUGGUAAAAGAAUAGUGAUUAAUGGAAGAGAUUGCUUAAAUUUGGGUACACACAACUACCUAGGUUUAACUGAAAAUGAUAAAAUAGAAAAAGAUGCAAUAGCAGCAGUAAGAAAAUAUGGAGUAGGUUCUUGUGGUCCACGUGGAUUUUACGGUACUGUUGAUGUUCACCUUGAAUUAGAAGAAUGUUUAGCAAAUUAUACAGAUACAGAAGAAGCAGUUGUAUAUUCAUAUGGAUUUAGUACAAUUGCAUCUGCAAUUGCAGCAUAUUGUAAACGUAAAGACCAUGUAUUUGUAGAUGAAAAAGUAAAUUUUGCCAUACAAAAAGGAUUAGAUGCAUCUAAAGCUAAUAUUCACUAUUUUAAACAUAAUGAUGUGAAUGAUCUUUGUAAUUUAUUGACGAAACAAGCAAAACUGGAUGAACAAAAUCCCAAAAAAGCAGCUAAAAUUAAACACUUUUUAAUAGUUGAAGGUAUCUACAUGAAUACUGGUAAUAUAUGUCCUUUACCAGAGUUAGUUGCACUUUGUAGAAAAUAUAAGUUAAGAAUAUUUAUUGAUGAAGGAAUAUCAUUUGGUACCCUUGGUAAAUAUGGAAAAGGUGUUACUGAACAUUUCAACAUUCCUAGACAUGAAAUUGAUAUGAUUAUAGGAUCUCUGGAUUGGGCAAUGGGAUCUAUUGGUGGUUUUUGUGUAGGCACAUCAUUUAUUAUUGAACAUCAACGCUUAUCUGGUCUUGGAUAUUGCUUUUCCGCGUCACUGCCACCUCUCUUAACAUCUGCUGCUAUUACUUCCCUAGAUAUUAUGAAAAACAACCCAUGUAUAUUUAAAUCAUUGAAAGAUAAUUGUAUAGCUAUAAAUAAUGGUCUUCAAAACAUUCAUUGCUUAGAAUGUUCAAGUUUUACAGAAUCUCCAGUAAAACAUGUAUAUUUGAAAAACAGAAUGGACCGUACUACAGAAGAAAAAUUACUUACUAAAAUCUCUGAUAUGUGCAUUGAAAAUAAUUUAGCAGUUAUAACCCCUGUGUACUUAGAAACAGAAAAAAGUUUACCUAGGCCCAGUCUCAGACUUUGUAUUUCUACUCUUCUCAAUCAAAAUGACAUUGAUUUUGCAUUGAAUGUAUUAAAAAAAUGUGCUGAAGAAGUUCUAUCAGCAUAAAUCGAAGCACAAUCAAAAACUUUAAACAUAUGUGUG